Diversispora eburnea is the source of this 1113-nucleotide messenger RNA. The record is from the annotation of a GenBank genome assembly. Lineage: Eukaryota; Fungi; Glomeromycota; Glomeromycetes; Diversisporales; Diversisporaceae.
GAUAAAUUAGAACUUAACAAUACCCAAGAAACUUUGCGCGUUACUGAGGCAUGGAAUAUAAGUAAUGAUUCAAAUUCAGAAGAUUCUGUUAAAAAUUCUCAGGAUAGAUAUACUUCUGAUUCAGAUAUGGCAACAAUUUCAGAAUUAGCUGAUGCUAUAGAUGACUAUUUAAACAUUCCAGGAACGAAUAGGGAAAUUCUAAAAAAUCAAAUAAAAAGAGCUACAGGAGAGAUUCCAGAGUGGGAUUUGCAACAAACCGAUUUAGAUAAUGCCCUGAAUGAUCUUAAUUUGAUGACAACGGCAUAUAACAAUGAAAGAAAUACACGUAAAGAAGAUAUACAUGAAUUUUUCACACAAUUAAGAGCAGAAAUAGAAGGAAGAGGAAUUGAUGUUGCAGAUGCAGUUGGUGGACCUCCAACUGGAAGGGAUCAUGCAAAAGGAAUAUUACGUGGAUCACAAGGUACAAUACAAUUAGUAGUCGGACAUACUGUAGUACAAUUGGACGCACAAGCACUUCGAGAAGCAAAUGGUCGUGCUGGUACAGAUAUUAUUCCAUUGAGAGCAACAUAUGAUCCUUGGAAUGAAGAUUGGAGUAUUGCAGAUGAACGUCCAACUAAUGAUGCAGUUAAUACACAUAAUGCUAAUAACAGUACUCCAGUUGUUGUAGUGGGAAUAAGAUUUGAUCAAGCUGUAUGGUUGAUAAAGGAAAAAUCUCCUACAGUCGAAGAAGAAAUGCAAGCGUUACAAUAUGGAACAUUAACACAAGGAGAUAGUACUAUAGAAGAAUUUGCUACACCUGAAUGGUUAGAAAAAGCUGAAGAUAUAGGUAAGGAUAUGACUUUUAACGAAUUGUCUAAAAAACUUACAAAGAUUGAAUUAAUCAGAAUGGCUAGAGCAAAAAGAAAUAAUAUUAAAUCUCGAGAAUCGAAACAGAUAUCUUCAAAAUCUACAGCAUCUUCAAAUAUAGUUUCACAAUUACCAUCUCAAGACUUUCAAAAAAUGUUUCAGGACGAAUUAGCAAAACGAGAUGCCAAAUAUGAGGCUGAUAUAGCAAAACGGGAUGCUGAAAUGAAAAAAUUGAAAGCUGAUUUUGAUACAAAAAUGAGCCAAUAA